This is a messenger RNA of Solenopsis invicta (red fire ant), 1669 nucleotides long. RefSeq names its product sperm flagellar protein 1. Gene Ontology annotation, molecular function: microtubule binding. Lineage: Eukaryota; Metazoa; Arthropoda; Insecta; Hymenoptera; Formicidae. Gene Ontology annotation, biological process: regulation of cytoskeleton organization. Gene Ontology annotation, cellular component: axoneme. The record is from RefSeq and is a predicted model, not a curated record. The transcript has 3 exons. The coding region runs from base 879 to 1571 and encodes 230 amino acids.
GUCACACGAAACCCAAGAGGCCGAUGCCUCUCGUAUUCUCGAUCCCAGUUCACCGACAUCACGGUUACCGGCGCGAAAAGGGCAAAGGGUGAAGCGAUCGCACCUGCGUCGCCUCACGAAAGGAGAAGCAUUGAUUAAAGAUCAUUGUUUUGCUCAAUCAAUAAUUAAGCGACAUCACGGUAACAGUUGCGUUAAAGGAAUAAUUAAAAAAUACAAAUACAAUUAUUACUCAUGAGUGACGCGAUUGCUCGCUCUCAACUUUUCUGAAAGUUUCAUGAAUGAAAAGCCUCUCUAAAUUCGAGUUUUUUUUAUCUUUAUUCGAUUCUUCAUCUGUCGCUAACGUUCUUAAUUUUUUGGAAAAAUAAAAUUGAGGAAAAACUCAGUUUUUUCCCUUUUUUUUUUAACAUAACUGCGAUAGUAAAAACGGACUAAUUUUUUCGGGCUAAUGUACAUCCAUCAAUGUAGAUUAACUUUGAUUUUGAUUUAAUUUACUCUUUAUUCUUUUCUAGUUCUAAAAAUUAGAAACAGAUAAAGAGUAAAUUAAAAUAAGAUUAAAGUUAAUCUACAUUGGUGAAAAUGAACACGAGAUACACUAAUCGCGGCUCUUCUUGAUCCAUCGUGUACUUAUUUGUUAAGUUCGCGCCUGUUCGCUAUACCAAACGCAAAAAUUUGUUCGAGUGAACCUGAAGAUAGGCUCGAGCGAAGAUCGAGCGUGAUGAAAAAAAAAUGUCGACCGCGUUUACAAAUUUCUAAUAUACAUAACAGGGACUUCCUCUCCCUCCACUUCUCUCUUUCUUCCCCUCGUGUAUUCUUUCAUUAUCUCCACGUGGGCUCAUGAUCUCGUUAGUGUGCAGGCCGCCAAAAGCGUCGCAGUGAACAUGAGCGCGAACUCGGAGACCGGUGAUCAUCUCGACGAGAUCUACGACUGGGUCGAUCAAAUCAAGUUUUCCAGACCGAAGAAAAACAUAGCCAGAGACUUUUCCGAUGGAGUGUUGAUGGCGGAGCUGUUGAAACGCUACUAUCCUAAGCAUGUGGAUGUGCACAAUUACGUCGCCGGCAACAGUAUCGCGAAGAAGCUCGACAAUUGGAGCACGCUGAAUCGCAAGGUGCUGUCGAAGAUCGAUAUGAGGCUGGGGAAGGAGGCGAUUAAUCAACUGGCGAGUUCCCAGCCAGGCGUCAUCGAGAAAGUCCUCUCCGAUCUACGAGUUAAAAUCUUGAAGGAUUCCAACGCCGACAGAGAGUCCUUAUACUUUGGAUACGAGGAGAGUAAAGAUAAUAAUACUGAGGCGAUAAAGUCCGUGCUAAAUCCUGACGAGGUAGCGAACAAGACUGUCCCUCGACACCUCUUCACUCGCCUGAAACAAGAACUGCAGGAAAAAAACGACACAAUCUCCACGCUGCAACAGAAGAUAUCACAUCUGGAAAGCAUAAUGAAACUGAAGGAUCAACGGAUUAAUGAUCUCACGGUGCAGAUCACGAAGCUGCCCGUCGAGCGAAAUACUGCUUCUCCGCGUCCUCACGUUAUCGGCAGUGGACUUUCGAAAUCACGCAUUUCCACCAAGCUGUCAUAAGAAAUCUAGUUGAGAAAUGUGUCGCGUGUCCUCCCUCCCUCUCUGAUUACAGUUUUUAUAUAGCACAGCAUAGCUUAUUCUGUCAUUUUUUUUUACAC